GAGGUUGUCAGCCAGCGAGAUAUCUGAUCUCCUCCGGCUCCGGUGCGGUGAGGACCCCAUCCCGCCGGCGGACAAAAGUUACAUGGCCUGCCCCCCGCCCGAACAGGAAGAGGGCCCACACGUCGGCCACUCUGUCUGACCACAGCACCCCCACCACCUAGCUUUAUUCCCAAAACGUUUUCCCCUGGAAAGAGAAAAAGAGAAAAACGGAGAUUCCUUGCCCCCUUUUCCCUUCCCCAUCGUCGAAACCCUAGCCCCGCCUCGCCGCCGGCACGCCGGAUCGGUCGGCGCCAUGUCCAAGGCCAGGGUCUACGCCGACGUCAACGUGCUGCGCCCCAAGGAGUACUGGGAUUACGAGGCGCUCACCGUUCAAUGGGGUGAGCAGGAUGACUAUGAAGUUGUCAGGAAGGUCGGGAGAGGAAAAUACAGUGAAGUAUUUGAAGGUAUUAAUGUUAACAAUAAUGAGAAAUGCAUCAUCAAGAUCCUCAAGCCUGUGAAGAAAAAGAAGAUCAAAAGAGAAAUUAAAAUUCUUCAGAAUCUUUGUGGAGGCCCUAACAUUGUGAAGCUGCUCGAUAUUGUUAGAGAUCAGCAUUCGAAAACGCCCAGCUUGAUCUUUGAAUAUGUUAACAACACAGAUUUCAAAGUGCUGUACCCAACAUUAACAGAUUAUGACAUUCGGUAUUACAUCUACGAGUUACUCAAGGCAUUAGAUUACUGCCAUUCACAAGGUAUUAUGCACCGAGAUGUGAAGCCCCACAAUGUUAUGAUAGAUCAUGAGCUUCGGAAACUCCGGCUGAUAGACUGGGGUCUUGCUGAAUUCUAUCAUCCUGGCAAGGAAUAUAAUGUCCGUGUUGCAUCCAGGUACUUCAAGGGGCCUGAGCUUCUUGUUGACUUGCAAGAUUAUGAUUACUCUUUGGACAUGUGGAGUCUGGGCUGCAUGUUUGCUGGGAUGAUUUUUCGUAAGGAACCAUUUUUCUACGGGCAUGACAACCAUGAUCAACUUGUUAAGAUAGCCAAGGUACUUGGGACAGAUGGGCUGAAUGUUUAUUUGAACAAGUACAGAAUUGAGCUUGACCCUCAGCUUGAAGCCCUCGUUGGAAGGCAUAGCAGGAAACCCUGGUUAAAGUUUAUGAACGCAGAUAACCAGCACCUAGUGUCUCCUGAGGCCAUAGAUUUCCUUGACAAGCUUUUGCGUUAUGAUCAUCAGGAGAGGCUUACUGCACUUGAAGCUAUGACGCACCCGUACUUCCAACAAGUGAGAGCCGCUGAGAACAGCAGGACGCGAGCGUGACAGGCAAAGAGCGAAGACCAUCUGCUCUUUUAUCAGUCAGUCAGGUUGUAUGAGAUGAGUAGCCGUUGGGUCACUUGGCAGAAAAUAAACAAUAGCGGUAGAGCCUGUACUGUACGUAACGUAACCUCCUCGAGGAGUUGUGAGGUUUGGGACGUGAUUGCGAACAUGGUAUAUUAAUGAUUGUUCAUGUAAGGUGCUGUUUGGUUCAAGAAAUGUAACACAAAUGGUAAUGGUAAUGGUUUACGCUCGAUUACUGGCGGU
Messenger RNA from Zea mays, 1552 nucleotides. Its product is annotated as Casein kinase II subunit alpha. The coding region runs from base 293 to 1291 and encodes 332 amino acids. The transcript has 10 exons. Gene Ontology annotation, cellular component: cytosol; protein kinase CK2 complex; nucleus. NCBI's taxonomy places the organism in Eukaryota, Viridiplantae, Streptophyta, Magnoliopsida, Poales, Poaceae. Gene Ontology annotation, biological process: peptidyl-serine phosphorylation; peptidyl-threonine phosphorylation; regulation of cell cycle. The record is from RefSeq and is marked validated. Gene Ontology annotation, molecular function: protein serine/threonine kinase activity; ATP binding.